Dendrobium catenatum is the source of this 3367-nucleotide messenger RNA. Its product is annotated as receptor-like protein kinase HSL1. The record is from RefSeq and is a predicted model, not a curated record. Bases 341 to 3367 code for a protein of 1008 amino acids. The transcript has a single exon. Gene Ontology annotation, biological process: protein phosphorylation. Gene Ontology annotation, molecular function: ATP binding; protein kinase activity; protein binding. Lineage: Eukaryota; Viridiplantae; Streptophyta; Magnoliopsida; Asparagales; Orchidaceae.
AUUUUUUUCAAAUGUUAUUACACUUUGAAUCGUUAAGCAGCCUCUGCUUUCAAUCUCAUAAAAUGCUCUUAUAUUUGCUUUGGACAUUACCGUUUGGCCAUAUUUGUCUCAAUCCCAUUUUAAAAUUAGAAUGAAAACAAAUGAUAAGCUACGACACAAAUAUCACCUCUUCUCGCCCUUUUAUACUACACAAUUCAUCAUCGUCAUCUUCUUAUCAUAAUCUCCCUAACUUGGAAUCUAAAGCUCCAAAAUUCAACCUUUACGCCUUUACUAACAACCAAAAAUGCAAUCCGGCCGCUCAUAAAAUAAACUCAAAUGCAAUAGCUGACAACCAUCUCCAAUGGCGCCAGACCCUCCAUUUCUCCCUCCUCUCCCCCUCCUCCUCCUCCCUGCUUUGCUCCUCUUCUCCCAAUCCACAGCACAAACAGAGGAUAAGCAGAUUUUGCUUAAAAUCAAGGACGAAUGGGGCAAUCCUCCCUCCCUCAGCUCCUGGAACUCCUCAGGUGACCACUGCAGCUGGCUGGGAAUCCAAUGCGCAGUAGGCGGCGGCGACGCCGUCGCCGGCAUUUCCAUCCCCAGCAUCAACCUAACCCGACCGAUCCCUUCGUCCAUUUGCAACCUCCAUGGUCUCACCCACCUCGACCUCUCCUUCAACAACAUCCCUGGCCCCUUUCCCUCUGUUCUCUACAACUGUUCCGCUCUCCAAUACCUCGACAUCUCGCAAAACCUCUUCUUCGGCCAGCUCCCCGCUGAUAUCGAUAGGAUGCCGCGAAACCUUACUGACUUGAUUCUGUCCGCCAACAACUUCACCGGCGACAUCCCUACCUCUAUUUCCCGGCUUCCGGCAAUCAAAAGACUCCACCUUGAUUACAAUCUCUUCGAUGGCAUCAUUCCAUUGGAAAUCUCGAAUCUUUCGACACUCGAGUCGCUCUGGCUCGCAGCCAACCCUUUUCUUCCGACGAGCAUUCCGGAGGAGUUCGGGAACUUGACCGGCCUUACCUUUCUGUGGAUGGCGAAGAUGAGUUUGAAUGGUCGGAUUCCUGAAACUCUCGGAAAGAUGGAGAAUUUAGAGCAUUUGGACCUUGCUAUGAAUUCGCUCACCGGAGAGAUUCCAGCGAGGAUUUGGAUGCUGAAGAAGAUGAAAAAAUUGUAUUUAUAUGCAAACAAACUUACCGGAGGGAUCAGUGAAUCUAUUGGGGGCGAGGGACUGGUGGAGAUAGAUGUUUCCACGAAUAAUCUCGCCGGAACGAUACCGGAAGUCAUUGGCCAGCUCAGGAACCUCUCCAUAUUAUUCUUGUACUUUAAUCAGUUCUCCGGUGCGAUUCCGGCGAGCAUUGGCAAGCUACCUAAGCUCACUGAUAUCCGUCUCUUCAACAAUAGGUUUACAGGUAUUCUACCACCUGAGUUGGGCAGAUAUUCAAAGCUAGCAAAUUUAGAGGUGGACGACAACGUGAUCGCCGGUGAACUGCCGGAGCAUCUCUGCAAUGGCAAGGCGCUGACUUCUCUAAUCCUGUCGGACAACAUGCUAAUCGGAAACAUACCGGAAUCAUUAGGUAGCUGCUACACGCUUCUUAGUCUCCAUAUUCAAAACAAUGGCUUCUCAGGCGAAUUCCCGGCCGGAAUUUGGUCAGCGCCGAAUCUCUCCGUCGUGAUUGCGCGGCGAAACUCGCUCACCGGCUCUCUCCCGAAUAAACUGCCGCGGAAUCUGACGCUAUUGGAUAUUCGAAACAAUCAAUUCAUAGGAAAAAUUCCUUCUUUGGCAGGCAACCUCAGAAUGUUCAACGGCGACGGUAAUAAAUUUUCUGGCGAACUUCCGGCGAACUUUUCCGAAAUUCCUUUCCUGCACGUUCUCUCCCUGGGCAACAAUCAGAUCACCGGCAAAAUUCCAGCAACAAUCGGAUCAUUAAAAUUCCUCAACCAGCUUAAUCUUACAGGCAACCUCCUCUCCGGUGAAAUCCCAGAAUCCAUAGCAGCCAUGCCGGUGCUCAACUCCAUCGACCUCUCUGUUAACCAUCUCUCAGGCCAGAUUCCUCCGACCCUAGGCAGCCUCAAGCUCAAUUUCCUCAACCUCUCUUACAAUUUCCUCACCGGCGAGAUCCCAAUCGCAUUACAGAAUCAAGCCUACGACCAAAGCUUCCUCUCAAAUCCAUCUCUUUGCGCCUCCCAAACCCUCACCGAGCUCCCAACUUGCAGAGACCAAUCGAUCAGUCAUACUAAAAUCUCCAUUACUCUUCUCAUCCUCGGAUUCUUCCUCUUCGUCGUCGUUGUCGCCCUCUCUGCCUUCUUAUACAGAGAGCACUGCCGUUCUAAGAGCAUCAAUUACGACUCAUCGGCCUGGAAGCUCACCGCAUUCCACCCCGUAGACUUCAGCGAAUCAGCAAUCACCCGUGGGCUCACCACCAGAAACCUCAUCGGAAGCGGUGGCGGUGGUAUGGUAUACCGCGUCUCCCUCGGCCGCAAAACGGUGGCAAUCAAGAAAGUAUGGAACCUCCAGAAGCUCGACGCAAAGCUCGAAAAGGAGUUCGAGGCUGAAGUGAAUAUCCUCGGCUCCAUUCGCCACGCAAACAUCGUGAAGCUCCUCUGCUGUGUUUCCGGCCCGAACUCCAAGCUACUCGUAUACGAAUAUGUAGAGAAAGGCAGCCUCGACAGCUGGCUCCACCGCCGGCAACGCGAUCACUACCGGCGGCCGUCUCUGAGUUGGCCAAAGAGACUGAAAAUAGCCGCUGGAGUGGCAAAGGGACUCUGCUACAUGCACCAUGACUGUUUUCCGGCGGUGAUCCACCGCGACGUGAAGUCAAGCAACAUACUGCUCGACCACGAAUUUCAGGCCAAGAUUGCUGAUUUUGGGCUUGCCCGGAUUCUAGCGAGGGGAGGCGAGCCGGAGACGGCGUCGGUGGUGGCGGGAUCAUUCGGGUAUAUGGCUCCGGAGUAUGCGGCGAUGAGGAAGGUGAACGAGAAGGUGGAUGUGUACAGCUUCGGGGUAGUGUUGCUAGAGCUGGCGACGGGGAGGGAGGCAGGGGACGGAGGGGAUGACGAAGAGGGGAACCUUGCGGAUUGGGCAUGGCGGCGGUAUAGGGAUAGAGGUGGGGAGAUGGGGAAGAUGGUGGAUGAGGAGGUAGUGAGUGGGUCGCCUGAGUUUAGGGAGGAGGCGGAGGUGGUGUUUAUGUUGGGGAUAAUGUGCACGGGGCGGGAGCCGGCGGGUAGACCGACGAUGAAGGAAAUAUUGCAGGUGUUGACGAAGCUGGAGCGCGGCCGCGGUGGGGUUGGUGAAAAGUGUGAUGGUGGGGAACUGAUAAAUGGGAAGAGGAGGUUCUCCAAGCUUGCGGAAGAGAGAAAAGAUAGUGAGUUAGGCUUUUGUGUCUUCUAA